AGGUAUAUUUAGCAAAAGAAGCAGGACUUUUAUAUGCAGUUGUAGCAGUAGCCACUGAUUAUGAUUGCUGGAAAGAUUGCGAAGAUAAUGUUCAUGCAGCUGAUGUAAUGGAAGUGUUUAAACAAAAUAUUAAUAAAAUAAGAGAUAUAUUUAUAAAAACAGUUAAACUUAUUGGUGAAAGAAAUUGGGACAAAGAAAUUGAUACUCUACAAAUAUUAUCUCAAAGUAGUAAUGUUUCUUCUCAUUCUUUGUGAUUUAUGUACAAUGUACAAUAUCAUAUAUAUCAUACAUUUAUAGUAUGAUGAUAAGAAGAUAUUACUUAAUAUUUAACUUUAUAUUAAGUUAAAUAAUAAAAAUUAAAAUCUAUACAUUUCUUAAAAAUUUUGAAAAUAUGUACUUUUGUUUGUUUUAAUAAAUAUGAUAUAAAUA
Molecule: messenger RNA, 429 nt
Organism: Apis florea (little honeybee)
Lineage: Eukaryota; Metazoa; Arthropoda; Insecta; Hymenoptera; Apidae
Product: S-methyl-5'-thioadenosine phosphorylase
Biological process (GO): nucleoside metabolic process
Cellular component (GO): cytosol
Molecular function (GO): S-methyl-5-thioadenosine phosphorylase activity
Source: RefSeq, a predicted model, not a curated record